This is a messenger RNA of Mucor mucedo, 927 nucleotides long. RefSeq names its product PLC-like phosphodiesterase. NCBI's taxonomy places the organism in Eukaryota, Fungi, Mucoromycota, Mucoromycetes, Mucorales, Mucoraceae. Gene Ontology annotation, molecular function: phosphoric diester hydrolase activity. The transcript has 4 exons. Gene Ontology annotation, biological process: lipid metabolic process. The coding region runs from base 1 to 927 and encodes 308 amino acids. The record is from RefSeq and is a predicted model, not a curated record.
AUGACUGAAGCUUUGAAUAAAGAACUUAAUUUUAAUAUCCGUGUCCCUGACGUUAUUGCUCAUCGUGGAUUUUCCGCUGAAAACCCAGAAAAUACAUUAAUUUCAUAUGAAAAUGCAGUUAAAGCAGGCACAACGGCUCUGGAAGGAGAUAUUCGUCUUAGCAAAGACAAGGAGAUUAUCAUGAUGCAUGAUCUAACUUUAAACAGAACAAGCACUGGUCUUGGACCUGUCAGUGAAAGUAACUGGCAUGGACAAAUCGAUGGCUACACCACUAAAUCAGAACCCCAUCAACCCAUCCCCCGCUUCAUUGAUGUUCUAGAGUUAUUGAUCCAGCCUGAAGCCGCUGCUAUUGACGGUCUAUACAUGAUUGUGGAUAUCAAAUACGAUAAUGCGAUUGAAAUUCUGGAUGUCCUAAGUGAACUAUUAAAGACCUACACGACGCAACACCCUAAACUCUUUGACCAGUUAGUGAUUGGUAUCUGGAACGUGGACUUUCUGACACGGGCACAAACUUUAUUUCCUCAAUUCAAGCUCUGUUUCAUCGGUCUCUCUCUUUCGGCGGCUCGUCACCACUUUUUGGAUCAGGUGGACUGUCUUAGUUUACCCUUUGCCGCGUUAGCGGGUGGGGACGGUCAGGAGCUCAUCAAGGACGCUCACGCAAGGAACAAGCGCGUGUUUACAUGGACCAUCAAUGAUCCGUUGCAGAUGAAGACCUGUGUGUUGUGGCAGGUCGAUGGUGUGAUUGGUGAUAACGUGCUUGUCCUGUUGGAAAAUGUACAUCAUGCUCCCAAGGCCUUAAACGGUCCGGAAGAAUACCAACAGUUUGUGGCUUCAGAUACCUAUCUUGCCUCCAAAAGAAGAAGAGCGUACCUUUAUCUUGUUACCAAGGUCAUGCAUUUUGCUAGUUGGAAAGUCAUUGGAGUAUAG